AUUGGGCAGUGUGGGUAGGGUUUACACAAACCUCUUUUUUUGUUUUAAGUUUUAACACCCAAUCCAAUUCUAUUCAAUUCUUUCAAAAAAACAAAAUCCCUAAUCUCUCUCUCGGUACUAUCGUUCCUCUCAGGCAACCGAUUCCUGCAAAAAAAGCGUAAUAAUUAGAAAAAAGAGCAGUUGAAGUUGUGUCGUAUCAGAGAUGGGGGAAAUUUGGUGGUCACUUUUGGGGGCUGCAAUCCCUGUGGUUGUCGCAGGACAAGCUUUUAGAUUGAAGAAAAAGCAUGCCGAAGAGCAGAAGUUGAAGAGUGCAAGAGGAAGAGAGAGGAGUUCCGAUGAAAUUUUCGUUUGUGAAAGGGUCUGCACUUCAAAAAGGAUGUUGAAAAAGGUUGGCUCAUUCUCAAAAGAUCCAAUUCCUGAUACUUGUGUUACUGUUUGUGGUGUGUCUGAUGUUGAUGCAUGUGCUGAUGCUUGUGCCCGCACUGUUUGUGUUAACCAACAUCAAGUACCUAAUUGGAAUGACAUAUGCCUUAGGAGGUGCCAGGCUGAAUGCCUUAAACUCUCUUCUCAAUCUUCUUAGUAGUUAGUUGCAUUUAGGCAAUCAAAUAUGUAUGUAUACUGGGUUUUCUUAUGAUGGUCAAUGUUUCGGCUCAUUAUUCCAACUUCAGAAUCCAGAUUUGUUAAAAUUCUAUUGAAAUACAAAUGGGGUUUUACUCAACUAGUUUCUAGUUCAUUUUAUCGAUUUACUCGAGUUCUGAA
Messenger RNA from Cicer arietinum (chickpea), 759 nucleotides. RefSeq lists its product as uncharacterized. The record is from RefSeq and is a predicted model, not a curated record. Lineage: Eukaryota; Viridiplantae; Streptophyta; Magnoliopsida; Fabales; Fabaceae.